CUGCGCCCAUGAAACCCUCAUUCUAAAAUGCCAUACAAUUACUGGAACCAGGAUUCCGAGUUGUAUAAACAAGUCGAGGGAUCGCUAGCAGAGUACCUGCAAGGACCCGUCAGCGAUGAAGCAUUGUCGACCUCUCAACCUCAGCAAAACCACUGGUACCAUGUACCAGAGAAACAGCCUGAACCGCAUGCGGCUGACAGUGUGCUUAUUUGCGAGUGGAAUGCUUGCGGUUAUGCCGUGCAUGCAAGCGGGAUUGCAGAGCAUAUGUCAUCUAAACAUCUUGAGGCACCCAAGCACGGUGAAACACUUUUGGCAUGUCGAUGGAAGGGCUGCCAACUCCAAAGGCCCAUACGUAGAGACACGCUCAUCCGCCAUAUCCGUGAGAUGCACUUCGGUAUGAAGUCUCGUCGCAAGCUCCGGGUGGCUUCUGGUGUUGGAUCGCAUAAAAACGCACAACCGACGGGGCCUUCAACUGCCAUCUAGUAUAUGUCUCCUGCUCUAGGUUGCAUCACUCAUAGUGCUUUCUGUGUACCGGGCUGUGAUUCAUAUAUAUAUAAACUGGUAUGAUUUUUUGUGUGGUCAUUGUUUUUUGCCCGCUGAGGCCGUGCAUGAUCGACAUCCACGAAGGUCUACAGUCCAGCAGUUGUAAAUGCAAUGGAAUACACUUCAGACGGGGGUACCCAUACAUGUGACUAGUAUGCUACACACCAGGCGAGAGUACACAUUUUAUCAUGAGAGAGAGAAC
Molecule: messenger RNA, 745 nt
Organism: Suillus clintonianus
Lineage: Eukaryota; Fungi; Basidiomycota; Agaricomycetes; Boletales; Suillaceae
Exons: 3
Coding region: 28-483 (151 amino acids)
Source: RefSeq, a predicted model, not a curated record